AUGGAUCUAAACCCUUCCGACGACACGUCGACUGGAGUUUCCCUCCGGCUUCAGCUCGAAGAGCUAGAUAGCUUUCAGCACAGCCGUACAGAGGACCGCCCCUCGGAUUUGAGCGUUGCUAUAGAUCUGUACCGGGACGAUGUGGAAACUCGGCUUCAGGAGCUGCGUAUAGACACCGAUGCUUCAGCCAGACCCUCUGGCCAGCCAAAUCUAGUGCCCGGGCUGUCCGGAAUGCUCCAAAGCCUGUCGUAUGGUGAGCUUUUGCGGUUCGAAGCUGAGAAUCUGCCACGGCUGCUCAGAAGCCUACGCAUGACGGCAACACAGCUUCGGGCUGACGUUGACCGGCCAGCAACCGAUCAAGCACCAAAUAGCACCAGCUGCGUCUCGUGUACCGAUGAUAUCAAUGUGGAUGCCAUCCCGGUUUCUUGUGGCCAUCGGUACUGCCUCGGAUGUCUCCAGAGGCUGUUCGAGCUGGCCACUUCAGAUGUAUCCCAGUUUCCACCGCAAUGUUGUGGCCAGGCCAUUACCCUCGAUAGUAAGACUCGAACUGCACUCGGCCCAGAAAUAAUUAACCGGUAUCUGGAAAAGAAGUUGGAGUCCGAGACUCCUAACCGCACAUACUGCCACGAACCGCAAUGCCAGACAUUUAUUCCACCAGCAGCUGGUAAUGACGAGCAGCUUGGCGUAGCCACAUGUUCUGUCUGCCACCGGAAAACCUGCACGCGGUGCAAGAAGCCUGCACACGGAAAUUCUGCCUGUCCGACUGACCGUGCGGACGAGCAGGUUCUCACUAUUGCCCAGGAAGAGCACUGGCAACGUUGCCCAUCGUGUCGACGUAUUAUCGAGCGUAAUCAAGGUUGCAACGAAAUCAGUAAGUGGUAG
Grosmannia clavigera kw1407 is the source of this 882-nucleotide messenger RNA. RefSeq names its product ibr finger domain containing protein. Gene Ontology annotation, cellular component: cytoplasm; ubiquitin ligase complex. The coding region runs from base 1 to 882 and encodes 293 amino acids. The transcript has a single exon. NCBI's taxonomy places the organism in Eukaryota, Fungi, Ascomycota, Sordariomycetes, Ophiostomatales, Ophiostomataceae. The record is from RefSeq and is a predicted model, not a curated record. Gene Ontology annotation, biological process: positive regulation of proteasomal ubiquitin-dependent protein catabolic process; ubiquitin-dependent protein catabolic process; protein polyubiquitination. Gene Ontology annotation, molecular function: ubiquitin conjugating enzyme binding; zinc ion binding; ubiquitin protein ligase activity.